Opisthocomus hoazin is the source of this 4121-nucleotide messenger RNA. NCBI's taxonomy places the organism in Eukaryota, Metazoa, Chordata, Aves, Opisthocomiformes, Opisthocomidae. The record is from RefSeq and is a predicted model, not a curated record.
AUGGCGGCUUCUCGAUCUACUCGUGUUACAAGAUCUACAGUGGGUUUAAAUGGUUUGGAUGAAAACUUUUGUGGUAGAACAUUAAGAAACCGUAGUAUUGCUCAUCCAGAGGAAGUUUCACCGCAUCCUCAAAUACGGUCAAGGUCACCGAAGAAGAGGCCAGAAUCUGUGCAAGCUCAGAAGGGAAGUAAUGGUGGAAGAACUACUGAUUUGAAACAGCAGAGUGCUCGGGAAUCAUGGGUGAGCCCUAGAAAGAGAGGACUGUCUACUUCGGAAAAAGACAAUGUUGAUAAGCAAACUGUGGAAAAUUGUGAAAAAAAACAAGCAGAACCUGUUUCACCAGUUUUGAAAAGAAUUAAGCGCUGUCUACGUUCAGAGGCACCGAACAGUUCAGAAGAAGACUUGCCUACUAAAACAGAGAAGGAAUCAUUGGAGCAUAAAAGCUUAGUGUCGGACAAUGAUGCAGUCUCCACAGGGACUAAGCGAGCUUGUCGAUGUCUUAUAUUGGAUGAUUGUGACAAAAGGGAAGUUAAAAAGGUGAAUGUCUGUGCAGAAGGAUUUAAUAAUUCUGCAAUAGUUGAUGAGAUUGCAGGUUAUCAGACUGUCAAUGGAGUUGGUGAGAGAGACUCAGAUUCUCUGAACUGUGAUGACUGUCAGCUUGAUGGGAACGCUAAGCAAAGCAGUGCUGGUUCCUGUAUGCCCAAGGAGAAAACAGUAGCAGAAAAUGGAAACUCAUUUGCCCAUUCUUCGUUGUUGCUUAAUAGCAACAAGGAGGACAGUGUUGUAGACCAUUAUGUGCCUUGCACAAACUCUCAAGAACAGGUAAAGUUAGAGGACCACAAAAUAAUAAAUGACUGCUUGCCUGAGGAUCAUGCUAAUCGGGCAGAUGAGCCAGCUACAGGGUCCUUUUCUGAAAUCCAGUCAUCUUUGUUAAGGGAUUCGGAGGAGGAGGUGGAUGUUGUAGGAGAUAGUAGUGCCUCUAAGGAACAGUGUGCUGAAAACACCAAUAGCAACCCGGAUACUCAUGACAGUGCAUCAAUCUCAGGUGAACCUGAACCACAUUCUUCAGUGCUGGACUGUGUUUCGGCUCAAAUAACAUCUAUGUCAGAACUUCAAGAACACAGAUACACAUUGAGAACUUCACCACGAAGGGCUGCCCCUGCUAGAAGUAGCCCUACUAAAAAUAACUCUCCUUGUAGAGAAGUAGGUAUUAAUAAUAUCAAUGGAUCUCCCCAAAAGUCUGAAGAAAUUAAACAGAAUGAAAAAGAGAGAAAUUGUAAUACGGGAGAUCAUGGGAGUGACGGACUAAGAAAGCCACAUUCUGAGGCUAGGCUUGUUGCUGGAUAUGUACCGUCUGCCAAAGAGAGUGCCAACGUCCACACUGCAGAGGAUGAUGAGGACGAGCCCGAUGUGUAUUACUUUGAAUCAGAUCAUGUGGCAUUGAAACACAACAAAGAUUAUCAGAGACUGUUACAGACGAUUGCUGUACUCGAGGCUCAACGUACUCAAGCAGUUCAAGACCUUGAAAGUUUAGGCAAACACCAGAGAGAAGCACUGAAAGAUCCUAUUGGAUUUGUGGAAAGACUCCAGAAGAAGGUCGAUAUGGGUCUUCCAUAUCCUCAGAGAGUUGUUCAGCUACCUGAGAUUGCCUGGGACCAAUACACCACUAGCCUUGGAAACUUUGAGAGAGAAUUCAAAAACCGAAAACGUAACAGUAGGAGAGUGAAGCUGAUUUUUGACAAAGUAGGUAUACCUGCAAGACCAAAAAGUCCUUUGGAUCCCAGGAAGGACGGAGAAUCCAUUUCAUACUCUGUCUUGCCUUUAAGUGAUGGUCCAGAAGGUUCUACAAACAGUCGUCCACAGAUGAUAAGAGGGCGACUUUGCGAUGAGACCAAACCUGAAACUUUUAACCAGCUGUGGACUGUAGAGGAACAGAAAAAACUUGAGCAGUUGCUUUUGAAGUAUCCACCAGAAGAGGUAGAGUCCCGAAGGUGGCAGAAGAUAGCUGAUGAACUGGGAAAUAGAACAGCAAAGCAGGUUGCCAGUAGAGUGCAAAAAUAUUUUAUUAAACUGACUAAAGCUGGUAUUCCAGUUCCAGGAAGAACUCCAAACUUGUAUUUAUACUCCAAAAAGUCAUCGAGUAGACGGCAGCAUCCUUUAAAUAAACAUCUUUUCAAACCUUCAACUUUCAUGACAUCUCAUGAACCUCCAGUUUAUAUGGAUGAAGAUGAUGACAGAUCCAGUUUUCACAGCCAUAUGGAUACUGCAGCGGAAGAGGAAGUAUCGGAUGAAGAGAGUAUUCCAAUAACAUAUCGAGAGUUACCUGAAUACAAAGAACUGUUAGAGUUUAAAAAAUUGAAGAAACAGAAACUCCAGCAGAUGCAUGCAGAAAGUGGAUUUGUGCAACAUGUGGGAUUCAAGUGUGAUAACUGCGGAAUUGAACCUAUCCAGGGUGUUCGGUGGCACUGCCAAGACUGCCCUCAAGAAAUGUCCUUGGAUUUCUGUGAUUCUUGUUCUGACUGUCUGCAUGAAACAGAGAUUCAUAAGGAAGAUCAUCAGUUAGAACCUAUUUACAGAGCAGAGACAUUUUUAGACAGAGACUACUGCAUGUCCCAGGGCACCAGUUACAAUUAUCUUGACCCAAACUACUUUCCAGCAAAUAGAUGACAUGGGAAGCAGAUCUACCAUCUUGGGCUUACUAUCAUCUUUGGAAAAUAACAAUGGCACCAUUGUUAAUUCUGUGCACAUUUUGGAAAGACUGCUUUCCCUGAAAUGUCGCUCACAGCAUGACAGCUUCCUGGGUGUACUUGUCAAACUACAGCUUCGAGCUGUCAUGGUUCUAGAUCACUGAACAGCAGCUGAACAUUCCUAGUGUGCAGAAGGUUUCACUGGGAGACUUUCCUUUCACCACAUUAGUCAUUGUUAGGUGGUGAAUCUAAACACGAAAGAAAAACGUACAAAAGGGUGAGCCAGAAAUGAGAGCACACAUUAAAGAUAGAGUAAAUUCCAAAGGCUUUGAAGAACUUGGUUAUAAUGAGAUCCAGAGGAGAUGAAGUAUUUAUAUUAAAACAGUUUAGUAGCUUGCAGUUUUGUUGUGAAAUAGUUUUCAGCACAGUAACUGACUUCUUUAGGCAAGGUUUUAACCAAUGACAGUGUUUGCUUCUAGGAUGUACUCUAAAAAAUACUCACUGUCUCAGCGAUGAUUGGUUACAGGCCUUUAUUAAAUUGGAGCUGCUUAAUCACAUUGACUUUCAAUUUUUUUUUAAUUUUUUUUUUUUUUUAAAACCACGAUGAACUCUAUUUACCAACAGUGAAGCACUACAGGGGGCAACUGUGGCAUUGCUUCCUUAACCAGCUCAUGGUGUGUGAAUGUUAUAAAAUUGUCACUCAGAUAUAUUUUUUAAAUGUAAUGUUAUAUAAGAUGAUCAUGUGAUGUGUACAAAAUAUGGUGAAAAGUGCCAGUGGUAGUAACUCUGUAAAGUCUCUAAUACUCAACAUUAACUCCUUUAAAAUAAAAUACACAGCCUUCUGCCUCUGUAUUUGGAGUUGUUAGUGCAACUCAUCAAAGAAAACUGCCUAAUAUAAAUCAUAUAUAUGGUAAUAAUUUUUCCUCUUUUGUAGUCUGCACAAGAUCCAUGAAAGAUUGUAUUUUUAUUACUAUUUAAACAGUGAUUAAAUUUAGCCUGAGCAGUGAGCAAGGGUUCACAUGCAUUCUUUUAUACUGCUGGAUUUUGUUGUGCAUCAUUUAAAACAUUUUUGUAUGUUUCUUCUUAUCUGUGUAUACAGUAUGUUCUUAAAUAAUGUUCAAUUGUCAGGAGAACUGUGAGAAAUAAACUAUGUGGAUACAGUCUGUUUAUAUAUAGAAUGCUUGCUGUGACUUCCUUUCUGUGUAGUUCCGACUUUUUAAUCAGGAUGGAAAACAUUAGAAGGACAUUUUCAUACGUCAAACAAAUAUUCCCUAUGCAGACCUGCAAGAUGCCCAGCGCCGUCCUCUGCUGUUAAUUUCAGUGGGAGCUGGUGGUGCUCUGCGCCCGCUGCACUGCACGUCGCCUUUGGCAGGAUUAGCGUUUCAGUCUUCUCAGAUCUUACUCACAGACUGUUCUUUCUCAGUUUGCAGAAAA